CCGCGAGAUGCUAUACGUCAUCAAUGCCUUUCCCUUCCCUCAAGUCCCCGGUGUGGUCAGCUGGAGUCACAGGGAAGAAGCGCAUGCGCACGCCAAUCGAUCCACCAAAGAUUCCCUUCGCCCAGUCGCCCCGCCCAGAUCUCCCUCACUCGCACUCCUCACCGCGCCCAAUGGCAUCCGCUGGCACCGGCGCCGGCGACGGCGCGGCGGCGCAGCCGAAGGCCGCAAUCUCUCACGUAAUCUUCGAUAUGGAUGGCCUCCUCCUCGACACGGAGGGCUUCUACACGGAGGUCCAGGAGAAGAUCCUGGCGAGGUACGGCAAGGUGUUCGACUGGUCGCUCAAGGCCAAGAUGAUGGGCAAGAAGGCGACCGAGUCCGCCCGCAUCUUCGUCGACGAGUGCGGCCUCAACGGCCUGCUCACCCCCGAGGAGUUCCUCGAGGAGCGCGAGAGCAUGCUCCAGGCGCUCUUCCCAUCCUGCACCAAGCUGCCAGGAGUACUACGUUUGGUCCAUCAUCUUCAUGCCAACGGAAUACCAAUGGCUGUUGCGACAGGAUCCCAUAAACGUCAUUUUGCACUAAAGACCCAGAACCACCAGGAAAUGUUUGCCCUGAUGCAUCAUGUUGUCAUGGGUGAUGAUCCAGAGGUGAAGGCUGGUAAACCAUCCCCUGAUAUUUUUCUUGCUGCAAUGAGGAGGUUUGAGGGUGACAUAGAACCCAGUAAGUGCUUAGUUUUUGAAGAUGCUCCUGCUGGUGUAGCUGCAGCGAAAAAUGCUGGAAUGUCUGCAGUGAUGGUCCCAGAUCCAAGGCUGGAUGUUUCAUAUCAAAAAGGAGCUGACCAAGUUCUCAGUUCAUUGUUGGACUUCAAACCUACCGAAUGGGGCUUACCGGCAUUUAGCAUUUAAAGAGUAGACAAAUUCCAUACAAAGAUUGGAAAACUCCAGUGAAGAAGAAUGUGAGAUACUUGAAUACUAACUGCGUGGAUAAUACAAAUUCCAUUAGAUGUUGCUCAAGACAAAUUUCAUAAGAUGUUGAUCAAGCAUUCUUGUCGCCUCUUAACUAUGUGGCACCAAAUUACUUUAUAUGACUUAGUUCCUUCCAAUAAGAGUGUCCCCGUCACAGCAGUACUUCCUCAUGCA
Molecule: messenger RNA, 1136 nt
Organism: Sorghum bicolor (sorghum)
Lineage: Eukaryota; Viridiplantae; Streptophyta; Magnoliopsida; Poales; Poaceae
Product: (DL)-glycerol-3-phosphatase 2
Biological process (GO): glycerol biosynthetic process
Molecular function (GO): sn-glycerol 3-phosphatase activity
Source: RefSeq, a predicted model, not a curated record